UAUAUAAUAUUAUGUACUUAUUAGAGCUUUGCUUCAUUACCGUGCAACCCCAUCGAGUGGAAGUAAUAUUAUUAUCACAUGUUUCCACAUGGGUUUUGGCGGGAAUGCUAAGCUUUGUUGUGACUAUAUAAAGUUAAUGAUAAUGGUUGAAUUAUUAGUUAUUGUUUCUACCUUAAUUGAAAUUACAAGAGGUGCUUCUACUACUAAUAAAGAUAUGUCUACAGCAAAUCUAAUUCGAGUCGAUCAAUCAGGGAAAGGUGAUUUCACAAAAAUUCAAGAAGCCAUCGAUUCAGUUCCCUCUAAUAACUCCCACCUGUACUUCAUUUGGGUUAAGCCUGGAACUUACAGAGAAAAAAUUGUUGUGCCUUCUGAUAAACCCUUCGUAACAUUAAGUGGAACAAAAUCAUCUAACACAAUUAUAACAUGGAACGAUAAUGGGGACAUAUUUGAUUCUCCAACACUCUCUGUUCUGGCUUCUAAUUUUGUUGGACGAUUUCUCACAAUUCAGAAUACAUUUGGAGCAGGUAGAAAAGCAGUUUCAGUAAGAGUAUCAGGGGACAAAGCUGCAUUUUACAAUUGUAGAAUUCUCUCAUAUCAAGACACUCUCUUGGAUGAUUCUGGAAGACAUUACUUCAAUAAUUGUUAUAUAGAAGGAGCUGUUGAUUUCAUUUUUGGAAGUGCUGCUUCUCUAUUUGAAAAAUGUCAUGUGCACUCAUUAUCUGAAAGAGAUGGAGCCAUAACUGCUCAUCGAAGAGAUUCAUCAGCAGAGAAAACAGGGUUCAUAUUUUUGGGGGGCAAAAUCAGUGGUGAUGGAGGUUGUUUUCUGGGUAGGCCUUGGGGCUCUUUCUCUCGAGUUGUGUUUGCUUACACUUACAUGUCUAAUCUUAUAAUUCCACAAGGAUGGAAUGACUGGGGAGACCAGUCCACCCACAGUACGGUGUACUAUGGUGAGUACAAAUGUUAUGGUCCCGGUGCGAAUAGGUCGAAGAGAGUAGGGUGGUCACGUAGCCUAACAAGUGAUGAAGCUGCCUCAUAUUUGACCAAAGACAUGAUUGGAGGGAGAGAUUGGCUCAGGCCUUCACCAACUCGAUUCAAGACACCCUCUGCUAUUAUAUCUGCCAAGGAUUUAAACAAUGAAUAAUUAAAAAAAGAAAAACACUAUUAUACAACUUACAAGAUUAUUGUUCCCUCAAAUUCUAAUUUAGCACAC
Molecule: messenger RNA, 1210 nt
Organism: Cannabis sativa
Lineage: Eukaryota; Viridiplantae; Streptophyta; Magnoliopsida; Rosales; Cannabaceae
Product: putative pectinesterase 11
Exons: 5
Coding region: 89-1141 (350 amino acids)
Biological process (GO): cell wall modification
Molecular function (GO): pectinesterase activity
Source: RefSeq, a predicted model, not a curated record